This is a messenger RNA of Emericellopsis atlantica, 6762 nucleotides long. Its product is annotated as cation channel family protein. Gene Ontology annotation, cellular component: voltage-gated calcium channel complex; membrane. Gene Ontology annotation, biological process: calcium ion import across plasma membrane. Gene Ontology annotation, molecular function: high voltage-gated calcium channel activity; calcium ion binding. The transcript has 2 exons. The record is from RefSeq and is a predicted model, not a curated record. Bases 270 to 6602 code for a protein of 2110 amino acids. Lineage: Eukaryota; Fungi; Ascomycota; Sordariomycetes; Hypocreales; Bionectriaceae.
CAAUACCCUGUCGUCGUGCUGAUGAGCCACGCAAUACGGGGUACACUCCUGGAAACUGUACGAGUCUGAUCACAAACCAUCCCGUGGCAUGUAACGACGUGCAUCUAAUUACUACGUACAAUCUCGAACCUCCGCAUCCCACCCCGAUCAGAAUCAGAAUACCCUCACGAAAUAUGCGGCAUCGCGCGCUCUUGCUUUCUCGGCGCAUGUAAAGCUGAACCUCCCCGAUAUCCUCUAGUGCCGCCAAGCGCCCUUCGUCCCUUCCGCCAAUGCCUACCGGAACCCAUGGGGGCUCGUCGACACCGCGGCGCGGGUCAAUAACGUCGCGAGAUUUGAACAACUCCGGCGGGAGUAACAACGGAAGACAUGGCUCCUCUCAGCUCUUGGGGCCUUCAAUGGCUUCGGCUUCGCCAGGUUCCCCGUCGAACCUCCCAACAGUGUCGCCUUACUGGGAUCAGCCAUACGACGCCCGUUCCGACGAUGCUUUGAGUGACGACUCGUACUUGGAUCCAACGGCUCUACAAGCGGCGCUUCCUCCCGACUUUCGCUCCUCCCAGGACUCAGCUGUGGGCCACAGUAGUACCUCGUAUAACGACGGUGGACGGUUCGCCGGCGAAGACGUCCUGUCGCGGGGCCAGAUUGGCGCGGAUGCAGACACGGUCCCACUGACAUCGAGCGCGCAGCCCAUAUCAGGCUCCCUCAGUGUCAACAAUCACCCCGAGUCCCAUCCCAGGGAUAGCUUCCAAACGGUUUCCGAUGUCGACAAUAGCAUCCGCGGGCCAAGGGACACACUCCAUCCCGAAGAUGUCGAAUUUGGUCGUCGUGGUUCCAGACACCGCAGCUAUGGCAUGUCUCUCAUGCCGAACGAGUCAACGGGUUCGCGCCCUUCAUCGACAUCAGGCGCCCUGUCUCGCGCAGGAUCCAUUGUGCGAGCAAUGUCACAGAGAGUGGUCAACAUCAGCGGAGAAGCAGAACUGGCGGAGCAGAUUGCCUCGAGGCAUCGGUCGAGGUCACCUGCAGGAUCAGAGCGUGGGUUUGGACGCGAUCGGUCGCAUUCUGUCUUUGAGGACACGGCGUAUCACUCGCCCGCAGCCCACUUGGCUUCUGAGAAAGCCGAGGACCAGCGACGCUCGUCAGCUGAACUGCCACAUGAAGUUCCUCGACAACCGGCACCCAACCCACUAAAAGGCCGUACGCUCAACACAUUCACUGCAGACAGCCGUGUAAGGAACUGGCUUUGUGACUUGCUCGUUUACCCUUAUACCGAGCCGCUAAUUCUACUGCUCAUCGUCCUUCAGACAGUGCUUUUGAUCGUCGAGUCGGCCACAAGCGUUUAUAAGGAUGGUAAUGGGCGGCCCGAUCGAUGGGGUCAACGUUGGACAGACUGGGCACUGCUUGUUUUAUUCAUCAUCUUUACCAUGGAGCUUGUUGCGCGCAUCAUAGUCUCGGGCUUCAUCCUCAAUGCUGCUGAAUACAGCACCAUCGACCGGAAGAAGGGCCUCCGCGUUGCCUUGACAAACCAGUACAGAUCUAUUUUUCAACCCGAGAAGCAAAAGUCCACCAAAACCAACAGCGUGCACGUGGUGCCGGAGUCUUCCACAAUAUCAAGGUCUUUCACUACACUUGUCCAAGGGCAACAAGCACUCCCCGAAACCCUAGAGGAGCAGCAACGAUAUCACUUGGCGCGCCGCGCCUUUCUCCGACACUCUUUCAAUCGCCUCGAUUUUGUCGCAGUGGUAUCGUUUUGGAUCUCCUUUGUCCUGGGCGUGGCCGGCCUCGAAAGCCAGUAUCACCUCUACGUCUUCAAGAUGAUGAGCUGCCUGCGUAUUUUGAGGCUCUUGGCUCUGACACAUGGUACUGCAAUCAUCCUGCGGAGUCUCAAAAAGGCUGCGCCACUGCUGGUCAGAGUAGCCUUUCUCAUAAUUUUCUUCUGGCUACUAUUCGCCAUUAUCGGAGUUCAGAGUUUCAAGUCAAGCUUGAGUCGACAUUGUGUGUGGCUUGACCCCGAGGAUCCUACGAGUUUGGAAGCGUCAUAUCGCCAUGAUGAUCAAACUUGUGGCGGACACCGUGAUAACGACACCGGCCAUGUGCUUCCUUGGGUUUGGAUGGUUCGCCCUGGGGACCUUGCCGACCUGGUAAAUGGCACAGAUGACGGUAAAGGCUAUAUUUGCCCGAGGGGCCUGAUCUGCCUGAAACAAGACAGCCCUUAUAACGAUACGGUCAAUUUCGACAAUAUUUUACAAUCCUUGGAGCUCGUCUUUGUCAUCAUGAGCAGCAAUACAUUUACAGGGUUGAUGUACGACACGAUGGGGUCUGACUAUACCGCAGCUGCUUUAUUCUUCGCAGCCGGUAUCAUGAUCUUGACUCUUUGGUUAGUCAACUUGUUGAUCGCCGUUAUCACGUCGUCAUUCCAGGUCAUUCGGGAGGAAAGCAAGUCUAGUGCGUUCACAGCGGACCAUCACCGCACACUCGCACCGGAUGCAGGAGAUCAGUAUCGCCGACCUUCACAACUGCAGGUCAUCUACAGCAAGACGCGCUUGUUCUGGGUCUUGGUGAUUGUGUUCGGCCUUUUCUGCCAAGCACUUCGUUCAGCAAGUAUGUCAAAAGAUCGGGAACGGUUCAUCAACGUAGCAGAGAUCGUUGUCACCAUCGUCCUGGAUCUCGAUAUGCUUGCCAGGAUCAUUACAGAUUGGAGGGGAUUCCAUCGCAGCCGCCAGAACCUAUUUGAUCUUUUCCUGGCUGUGAUUACAUCAAUCAUUCUUUUGCCGGUCAUUAGGCGACACCGCGCCUAUGCGUGGCUUACCGUCUUCCAGAUUGUGCGAGCAUAUCGCGUGGUGCUUGCCAUUCCGAUUACGAGGCAGCUCAUUCUUCUGGUGCUGGGCAAUGCAGCUGGUAUCGCCAAUCUGAUGAUGUUCGUCUUCCUCAUGACCUUUCUCAUGGCUAUUCUCGCCUCUCAGCUAUUUCGUGGAGAGCUACCCGUGUUCGACGAUGGCGAGCUGGUGCGGGCGUCAUUUUACACCAUCUACAACUCAUUCCUUGGCAUGUACCAGAUCUUGACCAGCGAGAACUGGACAGACAUCCUUUUCAGUGUCACCGGCUAUCUGACAGAUCGCAAGACGGCUUGGAUUGGGGCGACGUUCCUAAUUGGCUGGUUCAUCCUCUCCUUCUUCAUCUUGAUCAGUAUGUUUAUUGCGGUCAUUCAGGAGAAUUUUGAUAUAUCGGAGGAUGAGAAACGCCUGGAACAGGUGAAAGCCUUUUUGCAACAGAAGGAGUUGGGCUCUUCAUCAAGCAACCUGGCGCUGUCCACCGUCUUCACUCUAGGGAGAUCGCAUCAACGCAGAGAUCCCCUGGACUACGGUCCCGCUAUGACUGAGAUGUUGCUUAAGGACGCCGUCGUUCGGGAGUUCCUCGAUGAGCCGGCCGCAGCAGAGCGUGACCAUCUACCCGAACAAGGACCGCCCCAACGAGCUGCGACCAAUCUACUUGGUAAUGUCAAAACAGGGUUUCUCUCGAAACUCUGGGGUCGCCUAGUUCGCCGCGUUGCGAAAAGGGAGCCGAAUCCAUUCUACUCCAAUACCGAUUUCAACAAGAUGAAAGAGACACUGGAUGCCAGAGAGAUGGCUCAGCAAGCUGUCUCGGCCUCGUCGGAGCGCCGAAGAGCGCAGCGAGAAUAUCUUGCAAAACACCCCACUUACAACAACUCCCUCUACUUCUUCACCCCGAGGAACAGGCUCCGCCGCCUGUGCCAAAGGCUCGUUGGUCCGGCUAGAGGAGGCGAGCGGUUUGACGGCGUAGAACCCAACAAAGUGGCAUGGUUCAUAUUUUCCGUGUUCAUCUAUGCUGCCAUUGUCGCCAUGGUAGUGAUCGCCUGUAUCACGACACCACUGUACCAGCGGGAAUAUCAACUGCGACAUGAAAACGACCACCUCAAGUGGUAUGUGUGGACAGACUUGGCAUUCGCCAUCUUGUUUACUGGAGAGAGCAUCAUCAAGAUUAUCGCGGAUGGCCUCGUCUCGACUCCUAAUGCGUAUUUGCGAAGCUCCUGGGGAUUCGUCGACGCUGUCGUGCUGAUCACAUUGUGGAUCAAUGUUGGCACGCUGAUUGUGAACGAUGGCGCAGUUUCGAGGGCCAUUGGGGCUUUCAAAGCACUGAGGGCUCUGCGCCUUCUCAACGUCAGCAACAGUGCGAGAGAUACUUUCCAUUCGCUCAUUAUCGUUGGGUGGUGGAAAAUUUUCGGAGCAGCAUUCAUUUCGAUUUCGCUGCUUAUCCCGUUUGCAAUUUACGGGUUGAAUCUCUUCAACGCGCUUUUGGUUUCCUGCAACGAUGGCGACGGCAUUGUCAGUCUACAGCAAUGCUUUGGGGAGUAUCAGGACAUCCCUUACAGUGACGAUUGGCCUCUACUGGCUCCAAGAGUAGCCUCGAACCCCUAUUACAACUUUGACGACUUUGGAUCUUCGCUCUUCACGCUUUUCCAACUUGUCAGUCAAGAGGGCUGGGCUGACGCCACAUACACACUGCAGGCAAUCACGGCCAGAGGCCAGCAGCAAGAGGACCUGGCUUCUCAGGGCAACGCCAUGUUCAUGGUCGUAUUCAACAUCAUGGCGACGGUCUUCAUCCUCACCCUCUUCAUAUCUGUGUUCAUGCGCAACUACACUGAGCAAACAGGUGUGGCGUACUUGACCGCAGACCAGCGAUCCUGGCUUGAACUUCGCAAACUUUUGCGCCAGAUUUCACCGUCUAAAAGCUCGUACGAUCGCACUGGCAGUCACAAGCUGAAACGUUGGUGCCAUAAGAGGGCAAUCGAGAAGCGUGGCAAGUGGUACCAGGCCGUUACGGUUGUACUCAUACUGCACCUGCUGCUGCUGGUGGUUGAAUACACGGGUGAGCCUUUCUGGUGGACGAUUACCAGAAGUUUAUUGUUCGUCGCCUUUAGUCUCGUCUACUUGGGCAACGUAAUCAUCCGUGUGUUGGGCCUCGGGUGGGCGCGAUAUCGCAAAAGCUCCUGGGACUUGUUCGCUCUCUUUACCGUCUCUGGGGCCUUGGUCUGCAACAUAGCACUUGCGGCGACUUCAUACGGUCGAGAUAGCGUGAUGCAGAUCCACAAGUUCUUCCUUGUGGCUAUCCUCCUCCUGAUCAUCCCUCGCAACGAUGCUUUGGAUCAAUUGUUCAAGACAGCUGCCGCGAGUCUGCCUGUGAUCGGAAAUCUCUUGGCAACUUGGCUGGUGCUGUUCCUCGUCUUUGCUAUUGCGUUCACCCAGGCUUUCAGCUUGACGCGAUUUGGCGAGGAGGCGGCUAGCGACAUCAACUUUCGAUCCGUUCCCAAGGCGCUCAUUCUCCUAUUUCGGAUGAGUUUCGGAGAAGGAUGGAAUGCUGUCAUGGAAGGAUUUGCGGCCAUUGAGCCCCCCCUCUGCGUGGAGGAGGACAAUUUCUUCGACAGCGACUGCGGAAGCAAGCCUUGGGCAAGGUUCCUUUUCGUCAUGUGGAACCUGCUGAGCAUGUACAUUUUCGUCAACUUGUUCGUUUCGCUCAUCUACGAAAGUUUCAGUUAUGUCUAUCAACGCUCGGCUUGGGUGGCUGCCGUUGAUCGGGAUGAGAUACGACGCUUCAAAGAAGCCUGGCGUCAUGUCGAUCCUGCUGGCACCGGUGCUAUCAGCAAAGAAGCCUUUCCACGUCUGCUUGGAGAGCUGUCGGGCGUGUUCCAGAUGCGCAUCUAUGAUCCCGAAGAUUCGGUCCAUCAGAUUUUGGACGACGUGCGGGACGAUGCCAAGACGGCUCGACACACGUCCCUUGCAACACACAGUGGCGCUACCGAGAUUGAUCUCGAUAAGCUGAAUGCAAGGAUUGCUAAAUUGGACGUGGCGAAGAUCCGUGAGCGCAGGAGGCGCUUCAACAUCUUCUAUGAGGAAGUUCUCGUCAGUGCUGACCCUGACAAAGGCAUCACAUUCACAAGUGUGUUGUUGAUUCUGGCGAACUGGAACAUUAUCCACGAUAGCAAGAGUUUAAAACUCGACGAGUUCCUCCGACGACGUGCACGGCUGCAGCGUGUCGACGACUCCGUACGACGGAAGACUGUCCAGGGCUUCUUUGACACGCUCUACUGGGCCAGAAGGUUCAAAAAGCGGCUCCAGGCUAAGCAGUCUGCGCGCAUGACUGGCGUGCCGCAAUUAGAUAUUCCGGACAUUUUUGUGGAUGACGAGGACGACACAACGCAAGGCACGCGGACCCCAAGAGAAUCGUCACGACGCCCCUCGCUUCAAGCAUCUCCCUCUCAUCUCAGCGUCGAUGGAGGCCACAACUCACCCAGAGUCUCGUCCGAAACAGCGGGUCCGGCAUGGCACAGUGGUAUUCGACACCCCCUCAGUGCACCGAGAUCCGCAACAUCAACGCCAUCGCCCCCCGGAACGCCGUCAGGAUUUGGUUUCGACCUCUUGGAAGGUGGACAAGCACGCUCUUCGACUGACUUCAGCCGCCCAACGAGCGCUGUUAGCCCAUCACAAGCUCGUGAUCUGCUGGAAGAUUCCGCAUGGCUCGACAGCAUUCGCCGGAGCACAACACGGCGUUCUGAUGGCAAGAGCUCCUAUCGAUACGCGGACCUAGGAUAGCAUAAAUGCAAGCACCGGUCCUUCUAGCGCAUUUUUCUUCAUUCUCAAAUCAUGAUUGUCACGGCGUUACAGCGUUACGUGUCCUGGUGCAGCGAGGCGUUUUCGGGUCAGAUCUCAGAUAUAGAACGGCGGGAAGCGAUGUACGUGACGAACGACACGA